Mus caroli (Ryukyu mouse) is the source of this 4408-nucleotide messenger RNA. RefSeq names its product metaxin 3 (gene Mtx3). NCBI's taxonomy places the organism in Eukaryota, Metazoa, Chordata, Mammalia, Rodentia, Muridae. Gene Ontology annotation, cellular component: SAM complex; cytoplasm. Gene Ontology annotation, biological process: mitochondrion organization. The record is from RefSeq and is a predicted model, not a curated record.
GCCCCGGCAAGAUGGCGGCCCCCAUGGAGCUCAGCUGCUGGGGAGGAGGCUGGGGGCUCCCUUCGGUCCACAGCGAGUCCUUGGUGGUGCUGGCUUAUGCCAAGUUUUCUGGCGCGCCCUUGAAAGUCAAUAUUAUAGAUAACACCUGGAGAGGGUCAAGAGGUGAUGUACCAAUUUUGACAACUGAAGACAGCAUUGUUUCUAAGCCAGCAAAAAUUCUAAACGUUUUAAGAAAACAGAAAUAUAAUGUGGACUGUGAGCUCUCAGCAAAACAAGGGGCAGACACACUGGCUUACAUUGCUCUCCUGGAAGAGAAACUUCUCCCUGCUGUGCUUCACACCUUCUGGGUGGAGAAUGAGAACUACUUCACCGUGACAAAGCCGUGGUUUGCCUCUCGUAUCCCUUUCCCUCUGAGUUUAAUCCUGCCGGGAAGGAUGUCUAGAGGAGCCCUGAAUAGGAUUCUCUUGACAAGGGGAGAACCUCCCCUCUACCAUGUCCAAGAAGUGGAAGCACAGAUAUAUAGAGAUGCCAGGGAGUGCCUAAAUCUCCUAUCAAACAGAUUGGGAACAUCUCAGUUUUUCUUUGGUGACACGCCUUCCACCUUGGACGCCUAUGUGUUCGGUUUCCUUGCGCCUCUUUAUAAAGUGAGUUUUCCCAAAGUUCACUUACAGAAGCAUCUGAAACAGCUCUGCAACCUGUGCCGCUUCUGCGAUGACAUCCUGGACAGCUACUUUAGGCCAGGCCCUGGAGGUGUCUCCCCAGCUGGACAAGAAAUGGUAGAUGCAAACCUGCAGAAGCUCACGCAGCUUGUAAAUAAGGAGUCCAACUUAAUUGAGAAGAUGGAUGGCAACCUCCGCCAAAGCCCUCAGCUUCUUCCUAGGAAGCUGCCGACCCUCAAACUGACUCCAGCAGAAGAGGAGAGUAAUUCCUUGCAGCUGCUGUCACCCUGACAGUCACCGCCAAUUGCAGCUGGUCUUAUGAUUGUGGCAGUCAUUGCUGAUGCCAAGUGUACAGAGACCCAAAGAAUGCUGUAAUACGUUUAAGGCUAAAGCAGAGGGAGCUGUAUCUGACUCUCUUUUUAAAUUAGGAAAGCUAUUAUUUUAGCUUGGCAGUGCAUUUUAAAUAAAGGUGAAUGCUAAGCGAACUGGGUGGGUGGGUGGGCAGGACAAGCCCAUGGUACUGUAUAUAAAAAUCCUGCCUUAACCUUGGCAGAUCUUUGCCUUUGGUUCAGGUGUUGCUGACCAAAAGCUGCAAUUCUGAUGUGAAUGUACAUUUUUAACGUAUUUAAGUUAAUUUAUUAACUUAGUUUUUCUUAGACUCGUCUCAGUACAUAAUAUGUGGCUUUUUGGCUGAGACCUUAUUCUUUUAAGAAGUCUGAUGCUGAUUUUAGGAACCAGGAAAAAUAGAAAUUAUUUUAAUAGAAAAGCCUGUAUUUAAUUUUAAAAAGCAAUGAGGAAUAUGCCUCUUAAUUGUUCUCUCAUAAGUCUGCUCCUUUGGCAGUUUAGUACUACAUAUGCAAAUGUUAAAGGUGGUUUAUAUAAUACCCCUGAUAACGCACGCACGCAUGCAAGCACGCAAGCCAGUGUGACUAAGUACUUGCUGAUAGGUUUGCUCUAAGCUAGCAGAGAUGAACAUGGCAGCCUUAGACCUGUGUAUUUAGUACACCGUUGCUUACUUGUCUCAUUCUUAUAUCAACUCCAGAACUGGAAAUCUAGCUGUCUACUGUAUUGUUAUUGUGCUCACCUAACUGUUCAGCCUCCUUGGGAUGAGCCGUGGCGAGCGUCCUGGAUCUGCUCCUGUGUGUCAGGUCUCAGUGCUCCAUUUGACUCAAAGCAGUUUGUUUCCUAAUACGCAUAUCAUGUAGUCACACUUUCUGACAAACUAUUAUUUCCUGUGCAUUUUUAAUUAUAGUUGCAGGAUCCAAAGGAAUGAGUCAAAAAUAGCGGGUUUCUGAGACAAUUUACAGUUAUUGACUGUGAAUGAGCUGUUCAAGGAUUUGCUGUGUGGUAGUUUUACAUAUAAUAGAAACUUGCUGAUUUUAGUGGCCAAGGUGCUUCUGUUAUUGUAAAACUACUUCUGGGAUUUUAAAAAUAGGACCAUGUUUAGGAUUAGUGUCUUACAAGAUUACUGUGGUGCUCAGAAAAUGUUGCCAAGUUCUGCAGAAACCAGGCUGUGUUGUCUAGAGACUCGGCUACUGUGAGCAGAGCGGAGCUCGGCUGCAUUUGACCUACAUCGCCCCAGGUUGCUCUGUUUUUUGGUAGAUGUAAGUCUUAGGUCACUGUAAAUCCUCAUUCUUGAAGCUUUAAAUAAGACACAGGUAGUCCUCACAGUCCCAUCCACCUCUGUGAGUGCAUUUGCAUUUAGGACAUGUACUCAACGAGUUUCACAGAGAUGCUUUAACAAAGGGUGUGUGUUCAUGUGUGUGUGUGUGUGUGUGUGUGCGCGCGCGCGCGCGCGCGCGCGUUCGUGUGCGUGUGUGUGUGUGUGUGUGUGUGUGUGUGUGUGUGCGCGUGCGCGUGUGCGCAUGAGAGUGCGAUGUAGGGGUGAAUGUGUGCUAGUGAGUGUGGGUUUGUGCAUGUGUGUGUGAGUGAAUGUGUGUAGGGUAAGUAUGUGUGUACGUGUGUGUGGUGUAUGUGUGUACGGGAGGUGUGAGUGUAUGUAUUUGUGCGAUCUCCUAAAACAAGUUACAACAAUCUGAAAUCUGAGUAUAUCUGAGUAUUGUGUUUUAAAUUUAAUGAUCAAGAGGCUUCGUUGUCUCUAGGAUUGACUUUAUAUUGAAGAAGGAUGGUUGACACAUUAGUCAUGUAUCUGUUUAUGCUUUAAUCAGGCUUAGUCAUUUUCAACUAUUAUUAAUGGUAAACCUUCCAAAAAGUAUUUGGCGUAGUCUAUAAUUGUAAAAUGCACGUAAGAAUAGGAUGAUUCUUUUGGAAAGCUGUGACAACUCCUAAGAGAAAGAGCCGUACUAACAGGGCUAGAUUGUGAAAUCUCACUCUGGGGGGAUGUUAGAAGGUGAUCCUGAGUAAGUUCUGCUAAUGUCUGUGAGGAAGGAGCAUGGGCUUGCAUGAUAGAAGAAUGCAGCAGACCAUGUUCCAAAGACUCUAGACUUCAACCAAGGAGUUACUGUACUGUUUGUGCACCAAACUCUUCCUAAUUAUUUUAGAAUAACAAGCACUUGUUCUUUUUAGUGGAGAGGAUGUCUGUAAAGUGACUUUUUUUUUAUGGCUCUGAACUGCCUUUAGCCUUAUAUUCUGUAGCCCAUGUGCUUCAAGACCACAUUUCUGAGCUGCCGAACCUUAGUUAGCUGAGUAAGAACUUAGAUGUUAGUACUGAGUCAGCUCUGUUUGUCUGAGUAAAUGGGACAGGAGGAAGCUGUAACUGAGCACAGAAUACUUCAGGGACCAGGCAGUUCCUCAGACUGGACAAAGGGCCGUGGUGACCCUGUCAGGAUGUAUGUGCGUGAGUUUGCUGGGGAAAGUGGUCCACAGCCCUGACCAAACACUGUGAGCCUUGGGUUUCAGAGGUGGUGGUAGCAGACAGCAUGGAAACAGGGAUUAUGCCCAUUUUUAGUUUUGUUGAUUUUACAGAGCUAGAAAAAAAAAUUAGUUUGCUAAUUCCCACAGGAAGACACCCUCAGUGAGCACUGUCAUCACGGUGAUGACCUGAUACUGAAGGCACCACGGACAAGGGCGUGAGGGGACUCCACAAAAGGCCCACAGUAACAAAUGCCCGGGUACUAGAGGACCCGAUACUUUUUGGAAGCAACCAUUUUUAUUUCCAGUUAUAAUCCCUAAAAAUUUAUAACUGAUAAAUACAGUAACACAGGGAACAAAGAUACUUAAGUUAGAUCUAAGUUAAAGUGUUUUCAAAGUUUAAAAAUGGGCAAAAUGAACAUCAACAGAGGCAGAAACUUGUGGAAUAUUGUAAGAAAACCACUUUGUUCAGGUGGUAUUUGAAUUGGGUACUGCAUCUCAGACAUGCACCUACCAAGCUUGCUCAAAAUGUUUUUUUUUGGUAGGGUCAACAGUUUUUCAACAGCCGCAACCAUAACCACUCAAAGGCAGAAUAUAAAUAUUUAAAUAUGCUUGGGAGCUGAAUGGAUGGCUCAGUACUUGAGAGAACGUACUGCUCUUGCUGAGGACGUGGGUUCAGUUCCCAGGACCUCUAGCAGGUGGUUUACAACCUUCUGGAACUCUAGCUCCAGGGGAUCUGGCACCCCCUUCUGGAAUCCAUGAGCACCUGUACUCAAAAUUUUCCUGUACCCUCCCCCCAAUACACAUAAUUAACAGUAAAAUAUAUUUAAAUAUACUUAGGAAGCUGGAUGAUGGGGCCAUGGAAUAUCUCCUUUUAUUUCUAUAAUGCUUUAAGAGUCUAUAAUUAUUCCAAAAUAAAAGGAUUUUCAAAAAGCAAA